Messenger RNA from Kalmanozyma brasiliensis GHG001, 3552 nucleotides. RefSeq lists its product as uncharacterized. The record is from RefSeq and is a predicted model, not a curated record. The transcript has a single exon. The coding region runs from base 1 to 3552 and encodes 1183 amino acids. Lineage: Eukaryota; Fungi; Basidiomycota; Ustilaginomycetes; Ustilaginales.
AUGCCAGCGAUGACUCUUCAAUCCGCUCGGGCGCUUGCCGGGCCCUCCAAAUCUCCAACGCAUCGAAUCAGACCGGCAAGCGCCUCGAACUCGCUCGCCGACCUCUACAAUGCGCGACAUGCGCAAGAAUUGACUGCCUCGUCACCAAAACCGGCUACAUCGAAUUCGCUCGCCGAUCUGUACAACAAACGACACGAUGCGGAGCUGCGCAAGCAGAGGCCGUCUUCGACCUCCUUGGCAGACCUCUACAAUCAGCAAUAUGAAAAGGAGCAGGAACAAUCAGAUGCGGAUGGCGCAGCGCAUUCAGUACCACGCCGGCCGAUCAAUGCUGCUUCAGCGGACCGCGCCGCUGGACCCUCUACGACUGCAUCAGGCUCAAGACUCUUCUUGCGAGCGGUCUCGGUAGAAUCGAGCGGAGGAGAUACGCCAGAACCGCCUAGUCUUUUGUCAAGCGACGCGGAUGAGCUCAUGGAGGACGAGGAUGACGAGCAAGAUGACAACGAAUCAGAAUCGUCGCGCAGCAGUCGAAGCAGAAGCCAUACACGCAGUGAUUCCGACGUCAUGUACGUUUCGCGAUCUUCUCUUCCAAGAAGAGGUGCCCUUGGCUCCGCAACACGAUUAACUAUGGACAGCGAUGACGAGAUGGACGCACCUGAAUCGCUCGAGCUCGAGCUGCCCAGCGCAUCUGGCAGCUCGAAUCCAGUCCUUGCCCGUCCGCAUGGCUCGCCUUCCAAGCUCGUUGUCGAGUCGAACGAGAGCUCGCCCACCGAUGUUCAUUCCGGACUGUCUACACCUCCUAUCCCGCCGAAUCAUCGAAAAGGCAGUAGCAUUCCACAGCAUUUGUUGGCAAGCACACAGGAAGAGGAGUCAAUCACAUCGAUGCUGGAUGCUCAACCUUCAGCGCAUCCGCCGCGCGCGGAAAGCCAGCACGAUGCGGACCCACACUCGGCAGCGUCGGCAACACACAACAUCGAACAUCCCGACGAGAUCAUCGUCCUCUCCGACUCUUCCAUGGACGAUCCGCCGCAGCGAUUGACACCGCCUUUAACGCCGCCGGCCGUCACCAUCCACUCCGAUCAGCCACAUCUCAUGCAACGCGAGAUCUCGGGCGCAGGGUCAGAUGUGCUUAACAUCACCGACGCUCGUAUCGCGCAGAUGCAGGCAGCCGAAUCAAGCGCCUAUGCGACCGACUCAGACAGCGAUGCUCAGCGCGGUCGCUACCCGAGACGUGCCCGCAACGUCACCGACUAUAACGUAAAGCGGGCGUUUGAGCGACUUGAGACCGAGCAUGCAACGAACGACCGCGUGCAAGCUCCGCCCGUCGCGACACCGGUUCAAAAGCCCAAAAAACAGCUGCUACCUGUUGUUGCUGCUGAGUCGACUUUCUUCGACGCUCUACGAGCACAGAGAGCCAAUAAGCCGCCAGGAGGGGAUGCAAAGGAGACACCUUCCUUUGCCGACUUCUUGGUGAGCAAGACGAAGCCGCCGAAAACAGCUGCGGCUUCAACAUCAUCUUCAACCUUGGCUCCCACGCGCACUGUUGAGUCAGAACCGGCACUGACGGAAGCGCAAGCAAAUGCCAUUCUUCGACCCACACUCGGCCCACAGCCACUGCGUAACAUCACGGUCAACACUGAGGACCGUGCCAGCCUGUUCCAGCUCAAGGCGAGCACACGUCGCUGGCUUGGCGUUGGUCAGGAUUCCGACGAUGAGGUUGGCACAAAGACACCGACACUACCAAACACCAGCACACCGCUGACCAUGAAGCUCGGCUCGCUCAUCGCCUGGCAUACGCACAAAGACCCAUUGACGCCCGCCGUGCUGCGCGACCUGCUAGCCUCGGACGACGGCUCCAACCCCAUCGGCCGUGCCAAAGAUGCUACAUCCCUCGAAACCGAUUCUCGCCGUCUCAAAUUGGGUCGCGCAUACAAGCGCCCUCUACCAAGCACACUGCGCGCCUUCGAGGAUAUGGAACACCAAGAGUGGGUGCGACUGGAAGAGUUCUUGCCUGAAGUGCACAGGCUGAUCGACGAGGGGAAAGCGCGCGCCCAGGGCAAGAUCAUCAUCCCGAUGGAGGACGAUGACUGGGUAGAGACGGUGUAUGACAGCCAGGGCAACGCGGACGUGCGCACGUUACGAUGCAUGAUGGGCGGUACAGUGACGUUGUAUCGUUCUGCGGGAGAGGAGAGUGCAGCAGAGGUGACAGGAGGUGAAGAGGAGUCGCAAGGAUUCGAGAUCGUGCGGAUGGUUUCGCCGAGCAAAUCGGCGUCGUCGAGGUUGGCCUCUGUGCCUUUGCCUGUGAGGCAGGAGGGGGCCCCGGAGGAAGAGCCGAAUGUAGAGCGUGACGACGAUGGAGUCGAUGAGGAGCAGGACGUUGAAGUGGCCGGCCGUGAGAUGUCGAGCUCGCCCACGCCGGAGCCUGUAUUGCUAUUUAAGGCGCCAGCGGCACCUGUACAAGCCGUGCAAGCACAGCCGGCGGCAGCACAGAGGCUUCCGCAGCAUGCCGAGCUCACGUCAGCAGCCAAACCUGUCGCAGCAUCGUCUACCAAGACUGCCACAUCGUCCACCUCCCACACAGCUUCGGCCAAACCGACUGCAAGCUCCUCACGAGCCAAAGCCGCCAAAGCAGCCCUCAAGGGCACCAGCAAGCGCGACCUCCUCUCGUACUUCAGCAAGCAGGCUGCUCCUUCGCAGGCUGCAUCCAAGCCUCCCAUCCAGUCUGCACCUGCACCCAGCACAUCAACCGCGAAGCCGACCACCUCCUCAAAGGCAAAAGGCAAGCAGCGCGCGCUGGACGAAGAUAUUCAGGCCUGGGACGGUCUCUCUCGCUCGCAGGAGUGCGAGGUCGAAGUUGUGGUCGACCUCACCCGCUCUUCUACGCCAUCCGAGACAAUUGGAAGGGGCAAGCAUCCGCGUUCGCCUUCACCACCGACGAUACCGCUGACCAAGAAGUCCAAGCACAAGGUGGGCCCUGCCACUGCGUCCGGCGGCAAGGCAAAGAAGAGCGUGACUGGAUUGGAGGAUCCGUUCCUGCAAGCGGAGGCGCGGAGGCAGAUGCAGCGGCAGAAUGCGGCUCGAGCUGAAGAGGUCUCGUUGGACGAAGAGGAACACGGUGGACUCGCGGUGGAAGUUCUUCUGCCACGCGAAGGCGCAUCGGGCAAGCGCAAGCACGUGGACGACGGGCCAUCGCGCCAGCCAGCAAAGAAGACGGCUGCAGGGGAGGUGUUCGUCCAGCUGCGCCCACCUCCGUCCAUCGCAGGAUUCAAGCCGCCUAAAAAGCCAACCAGCUCCAGCACCGACCCGCCUCAAGCUCGAACGUCGAAAUCAAGCACGAAACAUUCGUCGAAACCGUCCAUGAGCAGCAAGAAGCCCAGCUCGAGCAGUGCCAACGCCAACGCCAGCGGGAGCGGGAGCAGUUUCAACCCGCGUCUCCCGCAAGCGACCCCCUCGCCCACGCGCGGCGGCUGGAAGGGUAUCACGGGCUGGUACAGCGCGCGGGAUGCAUUCAGCCCCACACCUGCGGUGCCGCCCAAGAAGGGAGGCAAGAAGUGA